UGUUUGGUUUUUAUUUAUUUACGUCCUCCUCUGCUGUCAUUGGACGCAUCAGUCCGACAGCGUCAGACAGACCGAGUGCUCUUUAAUGAAACCUGAAAAACUCUUUCCUUCCUCUCGGCCAAUCAGACGACAGCGUGAAACAGAUGAUUCAGCAGUUUUUCGGAGCUCAGUGAGACUCUGAGAGGAUGAAAUCAGGUCACUUUAUCUGACGGAACACUUGAUCCACAUGUCAGGAUCAUCCUGGACAUCUUUCCCUCCGGUCUGGUGGAGGUUCAUCAGCUGAUCUGGUCCACUUGGUCCUUGCAGCAGAAGAGGCCGUCGGGGGAUUUGGAGGAAACUCGCUGGAUCUUCUCCGACUGACUGAAGAUGUGUCCCGCGGCCUUCUGGGGGGGGAAAAAAUCCGGCUCAUUGUGAGAGCUGCGACAUCAAACCCGGCGUCCCCGAGCGUCUCUGCGAGCAGCUGCAGACCAGCAGAGACGACUGCUGAGCUCCCAGAAAACAUCCCGCCAACUGUCAACAAAACUUCAUCCAACCUGACUGCAGAAAAUGAUCUUUUCCUUGUUAUUGCAAUAAUAUUAUUCAGCAGAAUUCAUUUAACAUCUGGUUUAAAUUCAUGUGCAUGAAGGUAAAAAUGCGUUUUUAGAGCCAGAAGAAGCCGUGAAGGAAGGAAAAUCUGAAUAAAGCGAUAAACUGGAGGAACAGUAACGAUAGCAGAGCGAUGCGUCAGAGAUGAAGAUCAACCUCCCGACAGACUGAAUACACGUUAUUGGUCCUACUGGUCUUACUGGUCCUACUGGUCCAGCUGUCAUCAGGUCUCUGUUAAACUAAACUGGGUCAGACCAGGUUUCACCAGACACCCUGAAGUACAGUUCUAACCUACUAGCUCCUGUAUUUACAUCUUCAACUGGUCUCUCACAGCCUGCAAAGUUCCAUCUUGUCUUAAGUCGGCUGUGAUAGAACUGGUUUCCAGUAAACCCAGUGUCAGUGGUUUGAAUGACUACAGGCUUUAACUUGAUGAAGGUGUUGAGAGGCUGGUCUGUAGACGUCUCUAAUGCAGAUCUAGACCCACGUCAGUUUACUAACAGGGUAAACAGCAGGACCUUCUACAUCUAGAGGGUCCUGCUACCGGUGCCAGGUCCUGCUCGUGGACUACAGUAAAGCCUUCAACACAAUCCUUCCCUGAAAACUGCUGGAUAUUAUUAUUAUUACUUUUAUAUAAUAGAACACAAGUGGUAAAAAUCAGGAAUAUGUUCUCCAAACCCAGAACAGAGAACGCUCCUCAGACUGUACAUCAAACUCUGACCCGUCAAAAUCACAACGUUUGCUGACGACACUCCGCUCGCCGUCUGAUCAGGAAACGACGAGUCAGUAAACAGGAGGAAGGUGUAAAACCUCAGAGAUGCUUCUAGACUGUCGGGAACGAGCUGAAGCUCAUGGAGAUAAACGGUGAAGUGGGUGAAAAGGUGGAGAACUUUAAAUUCAAACACUAUAAUCAUGAAACGUCAUCAGAGAUUAUCUCUGUGACAACUGAAGAGGUUCAGGUUUUCUUCUGAGGCAGCGGUGGAGACGUUCUGAUGUUCUCCAUCACUGUCUGGUACAGGAACACAACAGCACAGGACACAUCUGGAGGGAACAUAGAGACCAGGUCUCGUACAGUAAAGGCAGGCCGUAUCCUGAGAGGCAAGACCCAGGGCAGAAAACGUCCCCAAACGCCCGGCUGCUGUGAAACAGGAUCUUUAGAAGUGAGGAUGAAGAUGUUUCCUCUGGUUGAAGCUUCCUGACUGUCAGACAGAAGAGAGUCCGGCGUCUCUGCAGGGAAACAAAUACUGUGUCGACACUGUGUUUGUGUCAGAGAGGUGUGAAGGAUUCAGGUCUGAGUCUCCUGAGAGAAGAAGAAGAAGAAGAAGAAGAAGAAGAAGAAGAAGAAGCCUUUCAAUAUUGAUGAGCACAGUUUCACUGAUGUGGGAGGAAGAUAAAGAGACGCUCAGCGACUGCAGAUCAGAAAGAAGCAGCAGAGAAAACACACCUGGAUCUUCACUAGAUAUGAAAUAUAUAAUAAACUCUCUGGUUUCAUUAUAACAGUCUGAUAGUGUUGCACAUUUGUUCUUUUAGCAUCAAAGUGAAAUUAAACUUUUUUGUCUCCUACAGCAGCACAUCUCCUCUGUAAAUCUCCAUUUUUCUCCUUUUUAAUAAUAAAAAAACUAUUAACAUAAUUAAUAACAUUAAAUGUUAUUAAGUGGAGCAAUUAAGAACCUCAUUCAGAUUAAUUCCUCAUCAGAUAUAAACAGAUUUCUUUUCUUCUUCCUGAUGAUGAUUUAAACCUUCAACACGGACCUCUGCGCGCGACCUGUCUCCACCUCGCGGGCGCGCGGCCCUGCGUGUGUGUUGUCACCGCCCGCAGCUGAUUAUCAAACACACACACACAGACACAUAAUCACCGCCCGUCCCGCAGACACACACACUCAUUAACCCUGAGCGCGGCAGGCCGCUUCCUGACGCGGCGCUGCGGCGCGUAAAGCGGCGGAGAGCUCGGUGUGAUCCGCGGGGCUUCACCGCCGACACGCCCCCAACAGAGAGAGAGAGAGAGAGAGAGAGAGAGAGGGAGGGGAGAGAGCGGGGAGAGGGGAGGAGAGAGUGAAGAGAGAGAGAGGGAGUAACGUGGGUUUCCGCUCUUCUCUCAGCAGCACCUGUGUGACCACAGAACGAGCCGCGAACAUCUUCUCUCCUCCGCUGCGGUUCGGUUCGGCUCAGUGUGGAUCAGCGCGGCUGCCGGAGCGGCGGAGCUCUCUCUCUCUCCCUCUCUCUCUCCCUCUCUCUCUCUCUGUCUCUCUCUCUCUCUCUCUCGUGUCGCUGUUCACCGCGGGAGCAGUUUGGGGACCGGGAGACUCUGCCGGGGAGACCCGGAGGGAGGGCAUGCCUGCGGCGGCUCGGUGCCAGCUCUGCGUCCCGGUGAGGAGCGCGGGAUUAUCCGGACGCUGCUGAACUUGUUGCUGUCGGAGGAAACACCGACUAGUGAGGAGAAAAAGUACCGACAACACGCCGAGGAACGGCUCUAUGAACCGGAUCUUAUCUGACUACUGAAGCCUCGGAGUGUUUCUGCCUGUGGAGAGUUUAUUCAGUUUUUCUGCUUCUCAAACACACAAACAGCUGCUGAGCUCGCACUGCUCACAUGUGGAUUUCUUUGUUUUGGGCUGUUUUUUUGAGGUGACUUUGCUGCAGUUUCGAUUUUACGAUUUCGUGCGUAAAAUCUAUUUUUCUUCUGGAGAGAGUCGCUUUGGUUCCAUCUGUUGCCUGUUUCUCUGUGUUUCGUCUCCACAUGUCCUCCCGUCGCUCCGCGGCUCCGUGAAUCCUCCUCUAACGCGCUUCUGUACAGCUCCAGGACCCACCGGGCUCCUCCAGGACCUCCAGGACCGGGCUGCUCCAGGACCGGGCAGCAUGGCAGCAGGAGUGGCGGCGUGGCUGCCGUUCGCCCGCGCGGCGGCCAUCGGCUGGAUGCCGGUGGCCAGCGCGCCCAUGCCGGUUCCCCCGAAGCAGAAGCAGCGCGGGCAGGACGGGCUGAUCGUGCUGAACGUGAGCGGCACAAAGUUCCAGACGUGGCGGGACACUCUGGAGCGGUACCCGGACACCCUGCUGGGCAGCUCGGAGCGGGACUUCUUCUUCCACGAGGAGACCAGCGAGUACUUCUUCGACCGCGACCCGGACAUCUUCCGGCACAUCCUGAACUUCUACCGCACCGGGAAGCUGCACUACGCGCGGCAGGAGUGCAUCUCCGCGUACGAUGAGGAGCUGGCGUUCUUCGGCAUCAUCCCGGAGAUCAUCGGGGACUGCUGCUACGAGGACUACAAAGACCGGCGACGGGAGAACCAGGAACGGAUCCAGGACGACGAGGAGAGCGACCAGACCAACGACCUGGUCUCGCCGGACAUGAGUUUCCGGGAGACAAUGUGGCGCGCCUUUGAGAACCCGCAUACCAGCACCAUGGCGCUGGUCUUCUACUACGUCACUGGCUUCUUCAUCGCGGUGUCGGUGCUCGCCAACGUGGUGGAGACGGUCCCGUGCGGCUCCGCGCCGAACCGCGUCAAGGAGCUGUCGUGCGGGGAGCGGUACGCGCUGGCUUUCUUCUGCCUGGACACCGCGUGCGUCAUGAUCUUCACGGUGGAGUACCUGCUGCGCAUGCUCGCCGCGCCAAGCCGCUACAAGUUCGUGAAGAGUGUGAUGAGCAUCAUCGACGUGGUGGCCAUCAUGCCGUACUACAUCGGCCUCGUCAUGACGGACAACGAGGACGUGAGCGGCGCCUUCGUCACUCUGCGCGUCUUCAGGGUGUUUCGGAUUUUCAAAUUCUCGCGGCACUCCGCGGGACUUCGCAUCCUGGGCUACACGCUGAAGAGCUGCGCGUCAGAGCUCGGCUUCCUCCUCUUCUCCCUCACCAUGGCCAUCAUCAUCUUCGCCACCGUCAUGUUCUACGCAGAGAAAGGAUCCAGCGGCAGCAAGUUCACCAGCAUCCCCGCCGCCUUCUGGUACACCAUCGUCACCAUGACAACACUGGGAUACGGCGACAUGGUUCCAAAGACCAUCGUGGGGAAGAUCUUUGGCUCUAUCUGCUCGCUGAGCGGCGUGCUGGUCAUCGCCCUGCCGGUGCCCGUCAUCGUCUCCAACUUCAGCCGGAUCUACCACCAGAGCCAGAGAGCCGAGAAGAGACGAGCUCAGAAGAAAACCAGGCUUGCUAGAAUUCACGCGGUGAAGAGCGGAGGGGCUAACGCUUAUUUGCAGUACAAACGCAACCAGCUGCUGAUUGGCCCAGACGAGGAGGCAUCCAAGGAGGCAGGACAGGCGCUGGUGUGCAAGAUCAACCCCAACUUUGAGGUGCAUCAUCAUCACCUUCUGCACUGUUUGGAGAAAACCACGAAUCACGACUUUGUGGACGAGAAGACGUAUGAGUCGAGCUGCAGGGAGGUGGGUCUGGUGAAGCAGGUGUCUCGCUCUUCCUCCCUCUCCUCCUCCUCCUCGCCUCAUGGCUUCACCUCCUGCUGCUCUCGCAGGAAGAGGAAGAGCUUCAACGUCCCGAACUCUAACAUGUCGGUGGGUCUGCAGGGCAGCCUGCAGGAGCUGAGCACCAUCCAGAUCAGAGAGAGGCCGCUGACCAACAGUCGCUCCAGUCGUUCCAGUCUGAACGCCAAAUUUGAGGAGACAGUUCCUCUGAACUGUGACCAGCCGUACAUCACCGCCGCUGUCAUCAGCAUGCCCACGCCACCCGGCACCACGCCCGAAGGCGAUGAAUCAGCGAGCUCCACCGACUAUUCACAGGCCAACAUCGUCCGAGUGUCCGCACUCUAGACUCGGAAACCGAUACGGAAACACAAUCCACCCGGCUGGAGGAUGACGGGGUCAGAGGUCAGAGGUCGGCGGCCCCGCACCACCACAGACUCACCGGGUUUGGAUGACGUGUCCGCGAUGAAGUGACGGGUCAGCUCGAAUAGUUCAAACCUCUGGUGGAGGAAAACAUUGUUCUGAACGCACUAAAUCUCAGCUAACCUCGCCUUGGAUUACUUUUUCUUUCUCUUUUCUCUUCAGAAAGGAUUUUUAUUCCAGCAGCCGAAGGAGAAGAGAGAAUAGUAGCAGCUCGGCUGAUGACUGAUCUCUUCCUGAGAUACAUUUAAAUAUCAUAUUGCUAUUUUUCCAAUCCUGUAUGUCUUCAAAUUUGAUGUCUUAAAAUACAAAGAGAGCUGAAGGUAACAUAGAUUCUUUAGUUUGUAGUUUAAGGACAUUUUGGGAACAACACUUGGUAACCGUCUUAUCCAGAGUCAGAUGAGAAAAUGGAUAUCCGCCUCUGCUUCUCUGUGACAUCAGCACAGAAAUGCAUUUUACUUAGCUUAGCACAAAGACUGGAAGCAGGUGGAAACUGCUAGCCUCGCUCCAUCAAGAGAAAAAGUCCACAACACUAAAGCUGUUUGAUUUACAUAUCGUACCUUCCUUAACUAAGUUAAUCAAUUCAAGAGUAUUGUAUUAAUAAAGCGCUCAAAGAUGCUUUACACAACAAGUUAAAAGGAUCCUAAACUACUAAAAGCACAAGGUAGCAAUGAUGCUAACUCGAUUCACAGCUUUCCUCAGAUUUUGUGAAGUGUUAGCAUUAAAGAGAAAAGCUCUGCUAACCCAUAUUCUUGCAAAAGACAAAAUUACAUUUAUAUUAUUACAUAAAACACCUCUGUGACCUGUUGGAAAGUCUUUGAUGUCCUCAGACUUUUACUCUUUUGAAGGAGUAGCAGUUAUGCUAACAGUCUUCCAGAGCUAACUGUUCAUAACAUCAGCAUGUCUCAUUUUUUUAUUUCUACCUGUGUGAAAUAAACAAGAUAAGAUGUGAAAAGUAAGAUAGUUUUGGAGUUGUUGGGAGCUUUUUCUCUUAAGAAAAGCAGUUUAACCAUCUUAUCAUCUGUCUCUGGUUAAAGUAUAAUUCUGGUGAUUUUCUAUAUUUUUCUUUUUGUCAUCAAAUCUCAUGUUUGGAUCCAAACCAACAAUGAA
Messenger RNA from Thunnus maccoyii (southern bluefin tuna), 6516 nucleotides. RefSeq names its product potassium voltage-gated channel subfamily D member 2-like. Lineage: Eukaryota; Metazoa; Chordata; Actinopteri; Scombriformes; Scombridae. Gene Ontology annotation, cellular component: voltage-gated potassium channel complex; membrane. Gene Ontology annotation, biological process: potassium ion transmembrane transport; protein homooligomerization. The record is from RefSeq and is a predicted model, not a curated record. The transcript has 9 exons. Bases 3436 to 5334 code for a protein of 632 amino acids. Gene Ontology annotation, molecular function: A-type (transient outward) potassium channel activity; protein binding.